UUGAUUUUGAUGUCAAUUACUCAAAUCUCAAUUGUCAAAUAAUUGUAAAUAAAAUUAGAAUUUCUAAGUUCUAACCUCGUGAAUUACGUUGUAGACUGUAGAUAAUACUGGGAUUUUCUUAACUUUAACAAUAAAUAACAUGGAUGUGAGAUUAUAUUAGCAGGGUGUAAGCAGUAAAGAAAAAAGGGAUAUUUAUUUAAAUUUGAAUUAUUAAAGAACUCUAAUAUGAGGUUAAAUCUACCGUUUUUGGCACCGAACAGAAAAAAUGCAAGAAGAUAUCAAAGAGAGCCAGUGCCAUUUCAAAUGCUCUUGCCACUUGCGCUUAAGAAGACAGUUUCAGGAAAAGGUGAUAUAACUAAGGAGGCAGUAUGCAUGCAAGAAAUGGCUGUCCUUUUUGCCUGUUUUAAAAAAUCCGAGUUUGAUCAAACUCAAUGUCUUAAGGAGGUCACAUCAUUUCAAAAUUGCUAUAAAGAAUAUAGUCAAAGAGCAAAAGUGCAGAGAGAAAUGGGAAAAAAAGGUAUUUUAGUACCCGGUGAAAACAAAAUGACCCAUAAACAAUUAAAUCAACUUCUAAAAGGCUUUCCAGCUUUGUAGUAAAUAAAUUAUUAUGAUAGAAUGUGUAGAUAUAUAUUAUGCUUAAUAUAAAUAUUGAUAAUUA
Messenger RNA from Leptidea sinapis, 658 nucleotides. RefSeq lists its product as uncharacterized. The transcript has 2 exons. Gene Ontology annotation, cellular component: mitochondrial ribosome; mitochondrion; nucleoplasm. The record is from RefSeq and is a predicted model, not a curated record. Bases 226 to 594 code for a protein of 122 amino acids. Lineage: Eukaryota; Metazoa; Arthropoda; Insecta; Lepidoptera; Pieridae. Gene Ontology annotation, biological process: mitochondrial translation. Gene Ontology annotation, molecular function: RNA binding.